GCCAGAGCCAAUCCCUCAACUGCCGUUGAAAUGGUGGGGGUUGGGGACCCCCUCCCAAGCUCCUCAAUGCUCCCUAAACCCAAUGGGGCAGCUGCCUUCUCCUGUCCACACAGCCCCCGAGGAUCAGGUGCUGUCAGGAGACCGGACCCUCCCCUUUGAAAGAGUCUGGAUAGGCAAGCAAGAGAAUCCUGGAAGGAAAGGGGCGGGGAUAGUUCCCCGCCCUGCCCAAAUGCUGAGGGUGCAUGCAUGGAACCCAUUGCCCUCGGGGACCCAGAGUUCUUGGCCUACGUUGGCCUGGGAACCUGGGUCGGCCCUGGCUGCCGCUUCCUAGCAGAGUGACUUGGCAAUGCUCUCGGAGCCUCGCUUGCCUCCGUUGUGAUGUGGGGAAACGAUGUUUUCCUCACCAUGCGCCUUGGAGAACUGGGGACCGUGGGUGGACAGAGAGCUUCGGCAGCCCCCACAAGACGCAAGUGGGUGACAUCCUGCAGAGGGGAGCGCUCCUCUUGCUUCUCUGCUGUUUCCCCUGCUGGGCGAUCCUCCUCAACACCCAGUACAUCCUGAGGCUCCUCUGGCAGGACCCGGACGUGUCCAGGCUGACCCAGGAGUACGUGCUGAUCGCCAUACCAUCGCUUCCGGUGAUUUUUCUUUACAACCUGCUGGCAAAAUAUUUGCAAACUCAGGGAAUCGUCUGGCCUCAGGUCCUCAGUGGCAUCGUGGGCAACAGCAUCAAUGGCUUAGCCAACUACAUCCUGGUUUCUGUGCUGAGCCUAGGGGUCAGCACAGGAGCACAUUCCCCAGGGACAGACCUGGCCCAGUUCCAGCCCUGCUCUCCCGGCUUCCCCAGGGGCUCUGCUUAUGCCAGCACCAUCGCCCACGUUGUACAGACGAUCUUCCUGUUCCUGUACAUCAUGCUGAAAAAGCUGCACGUGGCUACGUGGGCAGGCUGGUCCAUCCAGUGCCUGCAGGACUGGGGCCCCUUCUUCCGCCUGGCUGUCCCCAGCAUGCUCAUGCUAUGCAUCGAGUGGUGGGCCUUCGAGAUCUGGAGCUUCCUCAUGGGCUUUCGCAGUGUUCUGGACCUCUCGGCCCAGGCUGUCCUCUAUGAAGUGGCCACAGUCAUCUACAUGAUUCCAAUGGGGCUCAGCAUCUCGGUCUGUGUCCGAGUAGGGAUGUUCCUGGGAGCUUCAGACACUGUGCAGGCAAAAAGAUCGGCUGUCUCAGGCGUGCUCUGUGUAGUUGGCAUCUCGCUGGUUAUCAGUUCCCUGUUGAGCAUCCUGAGAAAUAAACUGGGGUAUAUUUUUACCAGUGAUGAAGAAAUCAUCACCCUGGUGAGCAAGGUCUUGCCCAUUUACAUCGUCUUUCAGCUCUUUGAGGGCAUCUGUUGUGUCUAUAGCGGAAUCCUGAGGGGAACCGGCAGGCAAGCCUUUGGAGCCCUGGCUAAUGCGAUCACCUAUUACAUCAUCGGCCUCCCACUGGGCAUCGUUCUGACCUUCCUGGUGGGAAUGGGGAUUGUGGGCCUCUGGCUGGGCAUGCUGGCCUGUAUCCUGCUGGCAGCUGCUACCUUUGUCACCUACACUGCCCGGAUAAACUGGAAGCUAGCUGCAGAGGAGGCUCAGAAGCGCAUGGGGCUGCCACAGCAGGACAAGGCGAGCAUGGCAAAUGAGGCGACUCAGGCGAGCACGGCAAGCACGGCCCCCAGGCUCAGGCUUGACACAGCUGCUGCAGCUUCAGUGGCCAUGAGCAGCAGCCCUGGCAUUACCCUGACAAUGUACUCACGGCCUGAGUGCCAUUUGGACCUCUUUGGGACUUCAGAGGCAGCCCACACCCUUCCAGCUCCUUCCUGCAAACUGUCAGGGAGACAGCUGGCCCUCCGCCGAGGGGCCGCUCUGGGAGCAGCGGUGGCCAUGCUGACAGCGGGGCUCAUCAUGAGGAUCCUGACCCACAGACACUAGCGAAGCAGCUUGGAGAUGAAGAGGAUGCCAAGAGUGGCUGCCUCCACUGCAUCCCCACAGGUACGCCCUCUCAAAGCAUCAAAGGGUUCCAGUGCACGUGGACCCUUCGGACCAGUCCUGCCGACCUUGUUGUAGGUGCCUCCUGUGACAGAGGGGCCUGAAUUGCGCAGACUGACAAUCCUGACUUUCUCUCCUCUGACUGACUGUCCUUUGGAAGACACCAGCUGACCAAAGAGUGAGGAAACUGGGACCACCACUAUGAUUCAAUAAUGUAAAUGGCUUCAAGUGGGACAUUUCAAAUUAAAAAAAACCCAUGACGUUAAAAAGUAUGCAUUUCCUAGCCACAGUCUUCUGCCCAGGUCUGUUCACAAAGCCUUUAGGAAGCUUUGGAAAAGGGGUCAACAGGCUGAGCACCCCAUUGUUGCCGGCUCCCCGACUCCUACUGUGAGAUGUACCCCCUUCCCCACAGCCUGGGAGGCUGUCCACAGACUUCCUCACCUUUCCUCCAACCCUUUCAUCCCACUGACAUUCCCCCUUAGCACAGACCUUGAGAAACACUCCCUCUUACAGUAGCACUGUGAGACAAACGAGGGCCGUGAAACCCAGAUCAUUCUGCCACAGUGCCUCAGGAUGAAUUCAGUGUUGGGCUGAAUCCCAGGACGCCUUUUCUGAGGCUGGUUGCUGUCUCAGGCUGCAUACCCCCAUCAAAAGUGGGGGGCAGACUGGCCUCCACCGCCACAGUACCUUCGCUAUAAAUAGUUAUAAACACGCUCACACAGAGAACAGAUUUACUGAUCAAGGACAACAGGCAAAAGGAUGCAAGAGUUUAACUCCCCAUCUUGAAGCCCCAACAUGCUAUGAAUUCAGUUUCAUGGUGUUUUCCAUGCCCGACAUCCCAGGCCUCCUGCUCAGCCUCUAUCCUUGUCUGUGAUGUACCCCUUUCAUUAGCGAGCUUCUAGCACCAAAUAAAACACCGAGGUACAGGGCAUGGCUAAGUACUAUUGUAUCUCCAGCUGUGCUCUACAGCUCACAGGUAUGGAAGACAAAGUGUUCCCCAAUCGAUUUUUGGGAACCACACUGGCACUUCACAGACUCCACAUGAGCUGGGCCUUUAAUGCGCAGGCUGACUGGACAGACCCCAGCAGGCAAGAUGGGUGGUAGGACCACUUUUGUGUAAAACCUCGUGGGGUCAGUGUCCUGUGAAUGAACGCACUUCAGAUCAGUGAAUGGGGCCAGGAGAGAAGAUCCUGACACCGAUUCUGGAGUGUGCUUUCCCCACACCAGUCAGCAAUUCUGACUCCUGCUGACUGUCCCCGUCUACCUAGAGGAGGCGUCAGAUCCCACAGGUGAAGGGCUUAGCCUCACAGGACUAUCCCUUCUCCCACCCCCACCUCCAACUUCAGACCCCAGUCACAAGUCCAGGUUGCCACGUGCUUCUGGCCGACCAGCUGCAGAUUGGAGGGGCCAAGGACCCCUCCUGGGGUUCAUUCAAUUUGUUAAGAGUGGCUCACUGACCCCAGAUGACCAGUUCACUAUAAAGAAACAUAACUAAGGGACAGAAGCUGGAAGCGAUGCACAGGGCCAGGUAUAGGGUGGGGGCGCAGACCUCCAUGUGCUCACCAGUCCUGCCCUCCACAUGCCAUCCUUUGGGGUUUAUGAAGCCUUCGUUCUGUAGGCAUCGAUCAUAUCAUUGGGCCUUGGUGACAUAAUGUGACCUCCAGCACCCCUCCCCCAUACCAUAUCUCCCCCAAGGUCUGGGGGUAGAACUGAAUGUUCCAACCCACUAAUCACAAAGUAGGUUUCCUUGGCAAGCAGACCCCGUCCUUAGGUCCUGGUUCAAAAGUCAUAUUAUUACCGUUAACAAGACACAUUUACCACUCUUGUCACUUAGGAAAUCCCAAGGGUGUCAGGAGCUCUGUGGCAGAAAUAGGUAUAAAGACCAUACACAGAUUAUAAAUUACCAGAGCACAGAGGAUGUAGUUGAAGAAAGCCUAGUUACUACAUAGGUACACUGAAGAACUAAGGGAGCCAAAGCAGCACAUAGGGCUCUCCUGGUGCUGCUUCUGUGCCAAGCCUGCCCUUGUUUCACUGUCCGCAGCUUUAAUAAACACACUCUCAAAUUAAAAAAAACAAACAACAAAAAGCCAAUGACAAAGUAAAACUUGAAAACUAUCUUCUUCACUAAGAAUUUAAGAUGAGAAAGCAUGACUUAAAGUUGACUUAAAAUUUGCCUUUGACAAAGUAAAUAUAGUUGGAGAAAAUUUAUGAUUAAAGAAUUAUCUCCAAAUGAUAUCUGAGGCUCCACACUAAGAAUAUUAUAGAAUGUUAUGAAAUCAUGCCAGUUUUAUCAAAUAU
Messenger RNA from Artibeus jamaicensis (Jamaican fruit-eating bat), 4304 nucleotides. RefSeq names its product solute carrier family 47 member 2 (gene SLC47A2). Gene Ontology annotation, molecular function: xenobiotic transmembrane transporter activity; antiporter activity. Bases 243 to 1949 code for a protein of 568 amino acids. Gene Ontology annotation, cellular component: membrane. Lineage: Eukaryota; Metazoa; Chordata; Mammalia; Chiroptera; Phyllostomidae. The record is from RefSeq and is a predicted model, not a curated record. The transcript has 15 exons. Gene Ontology annotation, biological process: xenobiotic detoxification by transmembrane export across the plasma membrane.